UUCGGCCUUAUUAGUUUUUCUAACUAUUUUUGUAUGGAGGAUGAAUGCUGUCAGGUACAAUAUUUUCAUCUCUUCAUAGAGCACAGUUAGUCGUUCAGAUGCAUGGGGAAACGACGGUGAGGGACUCAGUCAGGAGAAGGUAUCCAGUAGAGCGAUCUGUUGUUCUAAAACAGCACGAAUGUUUUCCUUUGCACAAUUCGACUUCAAAGCUGAUCGCGAUGUUUCUUUCAAUGUCAUAUCUUUCAACUCGGUGAGCAGUAUGACAGAUAGACAAAAGCUCGACACUCCGCCGUUCCUUCAUCAUUCAAUGCCCAGAACAGUUCGAAGAUAAACGUUUCUUUGUCACAGUUCAGUUUUAAAGCUUGGAUUUGGAAAACAUCUGACCAGAACGCUGGAGCUAUCAAAGCUUAAACAUGUCCAAGCCGACAUUAAAGCCGAAAUUAUUUAGGCCUACCUCGAGAUGGUUUUUGAUUAUGGUCGCCAUGUUUGGGUAUAGCCUGGUGUAUUUGCCCAAGGUGUCAGGCGAAGAUAAGUCCAUCGGAACAUGUCCAAGUAUGUGUUCAUGCAGCCAAAAGAUGGUAGAUUGUUCCAAUAAAAAGUUGAAGAGUUUUCCCUCAUCCCUUCGAAGCUCAACGCUAAUUCUCGACCUAAGGGGAAACGAGAUAACAAGAAUUGAUGAUGACGACAUCAAAGGACUGUCCAACCUAAAGGAAUUGUAUCUAGAUGACAACAAGUUGACUGCAUUUGCUGCAGUUGGAAAACUGACCUCACUAGAACACCUCUCAGUUUCAAAGAACAAAAUAACCACCAUUCCCAAUGGAUUGCUGUCAAAUUUGUCCAAUUUGAAAUGGCUAGACUUGAGUCACAAUGAGAUUCUUGAGCUGCCAAGAGAUGCGUUCCCUCCGGGCUCUUCCUUGGAGUAUUUAGAUCUUAGCUACAACAACCUUACGUCAAUGAUCAAUUUAGUAGAAGUCCCUAUGCCAAACUUGACGCAUCUAAAACUUGGUUACAAUAAGCUAAGUUCACUGCAGUGUCAAAGUUGUAGAGUGGAACAACGACGACAUUUUCAAAAUGUGAAAAUCCUAGAACUUAAUAACAAUGAGAUUGCCACCGGAGUCAAUUUUUUCUUCUCACAUUUCCCAUCACUUUUAAAGCUAUAUCUUUCUCACAAUCGGUUUCAAACGAUCAGUGUGGGUGUUUUGCAUGGAGCUUCACAACUGGAAGAGUUAUACCUGAAUGGGAACAGCUUGCAGUACCUCACUUUCAAUAUGUUCUACAUGGGGAAAAAGUUAAAAGUAUUGGACAUCAGUGAAAACAGAGUUAAGGGAAUCGAGCCAAGGGCCUUUGAACAGGCGCUUAACAUUGAACAACUGAAUCUUGCCGGAAACCGCCUCAAGAAUCUUGUCUCGCGCCCGUUUGCACCUUUGAAAAAGCUUAAAUAUUUAAAUUUGGAAAGAAACGAAAUCAGAAAGAUAUCAAAAUCGGCCUUUGAAGAUUUAUUCUCUUUGCUGCGAUUGAAUUUGAGCAACAACCAAAUAUCUUUAGGCCAGAGUGACCUGGAUACCGCAUUCAAGCCAUUGCUACGUCUUCGAUCUUUGGAUCUUUCCGGAAAUCAAAUAAUGCUGAUUCCAAGGAACGCAUUUCGUGGACUGCACAAUCUUGUUUCGCUGAACUUGACUUCAAAUGAUGUUAUAAUUGUGCAGCCCAGAGCUUUCUCAGAUCUUACAAUGAUCUCAGAGAUGAGGCUGAUUGCUCCUAAGUUAAUUUGUGACUGUUCUACACGAUGGCUCCGCAAUUGGGUCAGGCUGCACUCCUUCGAGAAGACUGUUAUUGGCAAAUGCAAAAUGCCUUUAUGGCUUAACGGGAAAAGCCUGCUCGAAAUCGACGACAGUGAAUUUGUUUGUGCAUCAAAAGUAAAUAACUCAAUAAAACCAGAAAUCAUAGUCCAUCCUAAGACACAAGAGAUCCGAAGACACUCGAAUGUUACUCUUCAGUGUGUUGCCACAGUACUGUUUCCAGAUACACCACAAUUUGGAUUAACAUUAGAUGACAGAAAAGCAAGAACAUCGAUGAACAUGGAAUGGUAUUAUUACGGGAGUGAUGACACCGAACGUUUCAUCGAAGACAAGCUUGUCAAAACCUCCCCCCAAAAACAUAUUGGUAUGCGUGUUUAUCGUCGAAUGAGCGAGUUGACUUUGCGGAAUGUUGAUUAUACUGAUGUUGGACGAUAUAGGUGCCAUGUAAGGAACUUUUAUGGGGACGAAUGGUCGCAGAAAGCCAAUCUAACCGUUGUUGUCUUUCCGUACUUCGUCAAAAAGCCGAAGGACACUCGAGUCAGGAGUGGAGUCUCGGUCCAGAUUUCAUGCUCGGCCAAAGGGAGCCCAGUGCCUAGUAUUAAGGUGAGCUGGAAGAAAGGUGGCACGUUUCCAGCGGUUGAUGAAAAGCGGUUUUGGAUUAGCACCAGUGAAGAUGGCUACAAAUUUGGAAUCAGUAACGUGAAAAUUCAUGACAGCGGAGAGUACAUUUGCUCAGCUUCAAGUAGAGUUGGAACCAUCAACUCGAGCAUGAUUCUCACGGUUAUAGCCCAACCACAGUUUGUUCGUCCAAUGAAAAGCAAGAAAGUGAUAGUCGGCAGCACUGCUGUAUUCGAGUGCAUUUUCACUGGCAACCCAAAGCUUAAAGUCGAGUGGUUCAAGAACAACACCAAGAUUGAGAAAGGGAAGAACGGCAGGUUCACUGUCUCGGACCAGCUACUGAUCAUUCUAGGGGUGCAGUUCAAUGAUGCCGGAACAUAUGCUUGUCGGGUUUCAAAUACACUGGGAAUGAAGUUCCAGACAGCUAAGCUGGCAGUUGUUUCAGAUGUUUCUGCAAUCACAAACGCACCUGUGAAUUCAAAAGCAAUGCCAGUAAAGUUGUUCAUUGGCAUCAUUGUUAUCACCGUCAUAUCAGUGACAAUUCUGACGUCACUCGUGUGGGUUGUGCUCAUUUGCUUGUGCAAAGGAAGGCGAAAUCGAUAUCCACGCGCCAAGCAGCGACAGAAUGUCAGUGCAGAAAAUACUGAGCACCAGGAACCCGCUGGAGAUAUACAGGAAAACUCGAAUCCCUUUACUGUGCCGCCUCUUCUUGUCAAUGAUGGCAGUGGUCUGGUUUUUGGUUAUGGUCAUCUUUAUCCCGAUAAUCAGAGAAACAUUACUGAAAGAGAGAUACUUGCGCACAUACGAGGCGAAGGAAGUUUAUCCGAAAGUAUUCCGUUAAUGGCGGCAAAGAAAUCUCAACUAAGCGACUCCGAGGCUGCAACAUCAGGAUCAUAUAAUGAUCAAAGAGUGGAUGACGUUGUCUCAGAACCUGCUCAGCGAUCACACGAUACAUCACAUGAUACAUCGCAGAGGUUUGGCUCGCAAGCUUUUUAUGAUAGAAUCAAAGGAGUUGAACCGAAUAGUAGUUCAACCGACGCGUUGAAGGAUAGUAAAACUACCGCUUCGCCGCGCAAAGACAUGAUAUACUGCUCGUGUCCCGCCGAUAUAUCGGACGGUUUACUAAUAAAAUCUGUAAGUGAAACACCACAGAAAAGAACUUCUUCAUCGGGGAGAACUUCACACAAAAAGCGGGUGCCACGUCGCCCGUCGCACGCGUUACAGCGGAGAGAUAUUGACAAUGAAGAGUACUAUAACAACUACAAUAAUGCGUCUUCGAGUGGAGUCGAGUCAGGGGAAAGUUCAUCGUCCUCUGACUCGGUGUCUGUCACGAACUUUGACGUCACUCGCGCGAAAAGUUCUUCGAUAUUAGCAGCUGUAUAAUUAUUAGGUUGGUGGUAUGUUGUAACAGAAAUCGCCUUUACGUGAACAAAUUAUAUUUGGGUGGUUGUCGAUAAUUUACUGCAUUCAAGGGAAACUUCACCUAAAAGAAUAAGGGGUAUGAAUACAUUCAUGGUGACCUCGUCUUCCUGGAAUUAGCCCCAUCGUUAAAAGAGGAGCCGGGUAUCUCGAGGGACUGUCGUUGCAAGCCCCGCUGUCCUUGUGUUUGAGGUGAAUACAAGGGGGUUUGGGGUGACUUAUCCUUGCAAUUUUCAAACGAAUAUUCUCUAGAGGAUAUUCAAAAUAUAUAUUUGGUAAGAAAAACGAAACAUACCUGUGACACUGGCACGUAAACUUUGGAAGACACAUUUGGACGCCUUGAAACCGUAUAUGUUAGGCUUCCCGGUUUGAUUAGAAGCUUUCAGAACAACCUAGCACAUAUGCAAUUUUGUAUGUUCAAAACUUUGUUCAUCCAAACUUUUGUAAACCCUUUAACCCCUUAGGGCUAUUUAUGGGCAUUGGUAUUGUAAAUAGUCUUGAUUCUUGGGCCUAUGUUGCCCCCUUCAUGGGGAACUCAAUCAGUUCAUUUGAACGAUAAAUUCUUGUAUUUCCGGGGGUUGAAGGGUUAAGUAUUGAUGCCUUCGUUAAGAGAAAAUUGCAUCGCAUGCACAUAAUUAUGUAAUUAUAAAGAGAGAAAGCUUUUUCACCUGCACGAUUGAGCAGUUGCAAAUGUUCUUUAAACUUUGUUUUUAAAGACUAUUGCAUUUAAUGCAAUACUUUUUGUUGUUAAUUUUCAAAUUUUAUGACAAGAUUGUUUAUAUACCCUAAUUUAUUAACACUACACGAUUGACAUGGGAAUGUCUCGGAAACUAUGCUUUAUCGACACACGUUGCGCAUAGGGAAUCAAUCUGUAACAGCUAAUAUGAUCAAGAACUCUGUGUUAGGGACUGCUGAAGCAGGGUAAGGGGGAGGGGGUUUGUUGGGGCUUCAGAGCCCUAAUGAUUCCUAGAAAGUACUUUUACCUAUUUAAUAUAUUGUGGUUGCCCCUAGUUUUCAGUUUAUUGAAAACUUUUUAGGCCAAGCGAACCCUCCUGAUUUCCAAAUAUCCGUAAUAUGAUCUGCAGUCACUAUUUUAAACGGUAUAAACGUCUUUCUUGGGUAUACAAGGACGAUAGUUCAAACCAAAUACCCGACCGGCCUUCAAAAUUUUCUGGGCUCAGAUUUUUCGAAAAGCUGUUACAAGGCUAUUACAAGGCAACGCGUGUCUAUUGCAUUUCACAUGAAUAAAGCCUACGAUAGUGCUUUUUAUUGUUUUCUUUGUAGUUUGGCUGCUUCAUACAUUUUCAUGUUCGCAUAAACAGAUCCUUGCAUUAAAGGCAUGCUUAAGGCUGUCACGGUACAGGCAUACUCGUUUUCCCUGCUAUGGUUUGGAAACGAAGCUGUUUUAACAUGGUUUCUUUGUGAAAAAUGAGACGGUUUUUCUAGCUAAGGAUACUUGUGGGGUUCUACUCACAAUCUCUAUUCUGGGUUCAGGAAUUUUUUCCUAGUCAAGGAACACACCAAUAAUCAUAUCUUACAGCCUGUUUCUUUUGUUGUUCGGUGCUUGGAACAACUUGUUACUAGUUUAUAGAUUUUCUUAGAAUGUUGCCUAAAUAUGGGAAAGUUUAGCUCCACUUGAUUAGAGUAAAACAUUUCAAUGUAAUUGACGAAAUGACAUGAAUUGGCAGCCGAGAUAGGCCUAAUUAUAAACCUAAGAAACUGUUCCAAAUCUUCCCAUUAUUCUUCCUAGUGUAUCUGUAUUUGAUGUGUGCCUAAUCCCUUUUUACCAUGCAAGUACCCUGCCUGCUAAGAUCAAACUACACACUGCACCCUUCCAACAGUUUUGUUUGGUUGUGUUCUUCAUGCUCCCUGCCUUGGAAGCAUUUUACGAAGAGCAAUCACGAAACGGGGGGCUAGUAAAGCAAGCCAACUUUUUGGUACGUCGAUUUAUAUUGCCUGUUGUCAUCAUUAUUUGUAACUUAUUGUAUCACCUUUGGAUGAAUUAAUUUGUUUGUGUAAAGUUGUACAUACUAGAACUUGUGACACGAUGAAUUGCUAUUAAAACCAAAGUCAAAUUUGAAAA
Rhopilema esculentum is the source of this 5916-nucleotide messenger RNA. RefSeq lists its product as uncharacterized. Gene Ontology annotation, cellular component: plasma membrane. Gene Ontology annotation, molecular function: protein binding. The record is from RefSeq and is a predicted model, not a curated record. NCBI's taxonomy places the organism in Eukaryota, Metazoa, Cnidaria, Scyphozoa, Rhizostomeae, Rhizostomatidae.